Molecule: messenger RNA, 3711 nt
Organism: Bombina bombina (fire-bellied toad)
Lineage: Eukaryota; Metazoa; Chordata; Amphibia; Anura; Bombinatoridae
Gene: SEL1L3
Product: SEL1L family member 3
Exons: 24
Coding region: 76-3213 (1045 amino acids)
Molecular function (GO): protein binding
Source: RefSeq, a predicted model, not a curated record
GCUAGUCUCCACCCAGUACUGCACGGAGGGGCAGAGAGGAAGGAGUGUGGCUGGAAGUGAGCAGCACUAAUAAGAAUGCUUCCGUGGAAACAAAACUUCUUGCAGGACUUCAGAACCCCUCUGAUCUUCCUUUGUAUGUUUCCACUUUGCUCCACCAAAGAGACAUUGUCUGUAACAAAGCAACAUCGCCAGCACUUAGACUACGAAGAUUUUGUUGAGUUGCAAAAUUUGCCAAUUGCUGUUGCCAAUGCAGAUAUUUCAGUUAAAUAUCUGUGCACCAAACCUUGCAUCGUGCAUGUUGAUGUGAUGGCUUCCUCAGAAUUCAGAACUGGAAUUUUAGUUUUUAAAAAACGUUUUAAAAAUAUAAAGUGUCUUCGAGAGAAAAGGGCACAUAAAGUGCAUUUAAAACUCCCAGAUAUGUUGGUUUAUCGGAAUGACUAUUUUAUGAAACACCCUAUUGGUGUGUAUUUCGUAGUUGUCAGGGCCUGGGUUGUACAUAUUGAUAAUAUAGACCCAUAUACAAAGCACAAUGAAACAAUCGUACACGCUGUGGCAAAUACAUUUUCUACAUUGGACAUAGUGCCACCUUUUCAACGUCCUUAUAAAGAUAACCAAGUAUGUUUCAUGUGGGGAUUUGAAUAUAUAUGGAGACAAAGAGAACAAUCUAUAUUUGUAUGCCAAGCGGAAACUGAUUUUGUAAAUAUCCUUAAUUUUCCUCUUGCAUCGAGUCGGGAGCACUAUGGCAUUAUCAAAACAUUUAAAAGAUUUAGGAACAGAGAUUUGGAAAUGAGAAGACAGCUAUACAUUAAUAAUCCAAAAUUUACCAUUUCCAUUUGGAUGUAUUUGCUCCAUUAUUGUUCAAAUAAGCAAUGUGGUAUCAUUUACCAUAUUGACAAUAGUAAAAUGUAUACAACUCCACUAUUAUUCUUAAAUGACAGAGGUCAAAUUCAUAUUCAGAUGCAGCUUGUUACAGGGGUGUCUUUUGCUGUGCUGACUACUAUUAAGGUUCCCCUUCUCAAGUGGUUCCGUCUUGACAUCUCAUUUUAUGGGAGAAAGAUAAUGUUAACAAUAAGCGGAGAAGACUUAAACCUUUACGGCAAGCACGCUUUCAAUGUCAAUGAAGAUAUCCAUUAUGAUGACAUUGUGGGCUACAUGACGCUUGGAGGUAGCAAAUAUGUACAUGGUAUUGAUGGAUUCUUUGGACCUGUGAUAUAUUAUCGCCUCAGCUUUCUGGAAACUGAUGAGAUAAAUUCAUUUAUCUCAAGCUCUCUUGUGGGAAAUCAGAUUUAUAAACAGCUUGAUCUUUAUUACCAGAGGUAUUCCGCAGUUCAAGAUAUUGUGCAGCAGCAUGCAACUAUUUUAGGGGACAUAUUGCACACUCCAAAUAACACCAAAAAUUAUUAUAUGUACCUAUAUAGAAAAUAUGGACAAAGACCCACUUGCCAUGUCCUUCCUUGGGAGAAAAGCGAAAAAAACGACUUCAGCAAUUUGUUUAAGUUACUGCAUACUGUACAAUGGCAAUCAUUAGAUUUUUCUAAUAAUCUAGUUUAUGACUUUGGAAAAAAGAUUUUUGAAAAUAUUACAACACACCUGCCAAAUGGACUGCAUGGUCUUAGUGCUGCUGUUCCAUCAUUAGAGGAUAGUAGCUUCUCUGGUUAUCACAAAGCUUCCCAUUUGCUGGCCGUUAUGUAUGAAGUUGGUUUAGGAGUAAAUACUGAUCCUGUUCAAGGGUUCUUAUACAGUCUGGUUGGUGCACAAGCUAACGAGAGGCUUGCUUUGCUCAAACUUGGAUACAAACAUUUUCAAGGAAUUGAUAAUUAUCCCCUGGAUUUAGAUCUCUCUUAUGCUUAUUAUAUUUCAAUUGCUAAGAAAACGCCAAAUGAUCGAUGGGCAAAGCACGCAGAACAGGCAAUUGUGGAAACAAUAAGGCUGAUGGAUCAUGACAAACUAAAAGAACAAACCAGAGAAAAUGGAGAUAUUUUCCUAUGGCUUAAACAAAAUGCAGAAAGAGGCGAUGCAAGUUCUCAGCACAAACUGGCACAGAUGUUGUUCUGGGGGCAGCAAGGUGUUUCCAAAAACACCAAAGCAGCCUUAGAGUGGUAUGAAAGAGGUGCUUUGGAUAGUGAAGACCCAAUUUUAAUGUACGACUAUGCUGUACUUCUUCUUAAGGGACAAGGUAUAACAAAGGACAAGAAACUGGCACUGAAACUCAUGAAGAAAGCUGCUGCUAAGGGACAGAAUGAAGCUCUUAAUGGUUUAGGAUGGUAUUACCAUAAUUUCAGAAACAAUUACGUUAAAGCUGCAAAAUACUGGAAGAAAGCAUACAGAAUGGGAAAUGUGGACUCUGCUUUUAACCUUGGAAUUAUGUAUCUACAUGGCAAAUAUCCAGGGGAGCAGCAGAUAAAUGAGACACGUGCUGUUGAAUACAUCUCAAGAGCUUCAUAUGGUGGACAUAUUGAAGGAACUAUUCAAUUUGCUCAAUAUUUAAUAACUGGAAGCUUGAAAAGUCUACCAAGAAACCCGAAGAUGGCUGUCAUCUAUGCAAAGAAUGUGGCAGAGAAGAAUGUAUAUCUAGGGCAUGAUGUCAGAAAAGCUCUGAAUUCAUAUAUGGAUGGCUCAGUGGAUAAAGCCUUUUUACACUACAUGUUAACUGCUGAGGCUGGUAUGGAAAUGUCACAGACAAACAUGGCAUAUCUUUGUGAAGAGUCAUCAGAGCCAAACACAUUGUGGUUGAGAGAUGCUUGUAUCUGGAGAUAUUAUAACCUCUCAGUUAAUCAACAUUAUUCACCUCCUUUUGCUUUACUGAAGAUGGGAGAUCUAUAUUAUUAUGGCAGCAAUAAUCACACAAGAGACCUGGAAUCAUCAAUGCAGAUGUAUACACAGGCAGCACUACAGGGGGAUUCCCAGGGUUUUUUUAAUUUAGCUCAGCUCGUCCAUGAAGGAAUAUCUAUACCUGAAUACCUGUUACAGAAGUUGAACAUUGAUAGAUCUUUCUUUAUCAGUAAUGAUACUCUGAUAGUGGAGCUGUAUGAAAGGUGUCAAAAUCACAGUGAAGAUAAGUUGAUUAGUCCUUGUUCGUUGGCAUUACUUUAUCGUCACUUAAGUGUUGCAUGGAAAUACAUUUUACAAUCAUUUCUGUUUUAUGUUCUAGGAACUCUUCUUUUCUCCAUAUUGAUUGUAGCCACAACAGAGUAUUUUCGUAACACGAGAUGAUUGCUCACUUAAUAGAAAAGUGGAAAUGGAACAGUCUACAGAAGAUGGUUUCAAUAACUUGCCAAACAAUGGGCUACAAGAACCCUGUACACUAAAUGCAACAUCCAGAAACAGGUUUACAAAGAUGGGAUAUAAUUCACCUUAUUGGAACUUUGAGCCAGUCAAUAAGAAGACACAGAUAAGCUGUUGAGUUGCUAGUAAUGACAUUGAUUAUAAUCGUCUUUAUAUAUUAUUUGCAACACAUUCCAUGUGAGUGAAACAUUUGCAGCAUUUUUUUUCACUACUGUGGUCCCAUGAAGAAUUACUUUGAGUAGGAAUCUGGAAAUAUGAUGUUCAUUAAAGAAUGGGACUUUUGAUGGAACAAUUGAAAUCUAAGUUUUGUUAAAAUUACCGAUUUAUAUCUAGUGCACUGUUUUGUUUUUUUUAACAUGAUAUCGAGGACUUUCAUUUAUUUUUUCAGUAAUAAAUAUACAUUUGAACUUGGUUUUAUUCAUAUAA